Messenger RNA from Rhodofomes roseus, 972 nucleotides. RefSeq names its product polymerase/histidinol phosphatase-like protein. Gene Ontology annotation, molecular function: histidinol-phosphatase activity. The transcript has 3 exons. The record is from RefSeq and is a predicted model, not a curated record. NCBI's taxonomy places the organism in Eukaryota, Fungi, Basidiomycota, Agaricomycetes, Polyporales, Fomitopsidaceae. Gene Ontology annotation, biological process: L-histidine biosynthetic process. The coding region runs from base 1 to 972 and encodes 323 amino acids. Gene Ontology annotation, cellular component: cytoplasm.
AUGCCCUACAGCCACCACUCGCAUUCCGGACAGUUCUGCAGACAUGCGGCCGGCACGCUGGAGGACGUAGUGCGCGAGGCAAUACGACAAGGCUUCGAGGUCUAUGGCUUGACCGAGCAUGUCCCUCGCUACCGCCUGGCAGACUUGUAUCCCGAAGAGGAGGGCAUGUCUCUCGAUGCGCUGGCGACACAGUUCGAUGCCUUCCUGACCGAAGCCCACCGGCUCAAGGCGCAAUAUGCGGGCGACAUAACGCUACUGGUGGGGUUGGAGACAGAGUUCAUCAUGGAAGAAGAUGUCGCACACCUGGAAACACUUCUCAGCAAAUGUCAGGGACGAAUAGAAUAUCUGGUUGGAUCCGUCCAUCAUGCCAACGCGAUUCCCAUCGACUUCGACGUCGCCACGUUUGGGAAGGCUCUCGACAGCUUCGACCUGUCCCCGACCUCAGGCGGAGAUGGCGAUCAAAAGCGAAUGGAAGCACUGCUCUGCUCAUACUUCGAUGCUCAGUAUGAGGUCCUGAGACAUUUCCAUCCGGAGGUAGUAGGGCACGUCGAUCUAUGCCGGCUCUACAACCCCACUCUGCAGUUCGGGGACUACGGAGCAGCAUGGGAAAAGCUAGAACGAAACGUCAAAUAUGCCACAAAUUAUGGCGCGCUGUUCGAGUUGAACGCCGCAGCAUUGAGGAAAGGUUGGGAGGCUUCCUACCCUGGUGAAGACGUGGCACAGCUCAUCCUCAAGCAUGGCGGACGCUUCGCCCUGUCGGAUGACAGCCAUGGGCCACAUGCAGUCGGUUUGAAUUACGAUCGCAUGGCUCGGUAUGUCCAACGACUGGGGCUAGACGAGCUGUGGGUGCUUGAGCGGUCCGAGAGUGCCAAUGUGGGAGGCCGGUUUGUCCAGCCGCGCAAGGUGGAUGGGAAGUGGUGGGAGCAUCCGUUCUGGAAGACGCGUGGGGUCGAGCUCGGACCAACAGCGUGA